Molecule: messenger RNA, 1026 nt
Organism: Closterium sp. Naga37s-1
Lineage: Eukaryota; Viridiplantae; Streptophyta; Zygnematophyceae; Desmidiales; Closteriaceae
Source: the annotation of a GenBank genome assembly
AUGCUGCCCAACACCCACCUGCAGCACCCCUCUUCAACCCGCCUUUCUCCCUCACCCCUCCCAUUUCUUCCCCUCCCCAACACCCCCCUCACCCGCCCUCCUCACCAGCCUAUCUACGGCGACCAUCCCAGCCCUUCACUCUGGCAGCUGCUGCGGCGCCGCCACCUCCUGCACCCCACUGGCCUCCCCCUCUUCAAACCCCUCUCCUCCCCCACCUCUCCCAUUUCUUCCCCACUUGACCCCCUGCUUCCCUCUCCACCAGCCCAUAUACCAAGACUGCAACCGUCCCACCCGUCUCUCUGGGAGUUGCUGCGGCGCACCCACCUCCUCCACCUCGUCGGCCUCCCCAUCUUCAACCCCCUCCCCCCCCCACCUCCCUUUCUUCCCCUCCCCAACCUCCCCCCCCCACCUCCCCCCAACUCCCCCCCCUCCCUCCAGCCCAUAUACCAGGACUGCGACCAUCCCAGCCUGUUGCUCUGGCAACUCCUGCGUAGGCGCCACCUCCUGCUGUACCCACCUCCCAUAUACCAGGACUGCGACCACCCCAGCCCGUUGCUCUGGCAACUGCUGCAGCGCUGCCACCUGCUGCACCCCUCUGGCCUCCCUCUCUUCAACCCUGACUGGUCCUACCGUCAACACCACGCCCCUCUCUCUGCUGCUGAGGCGCGCACCUUCCCACCCGUCUGGCUGGUGGUGCUGGCGAGUCGGCUAGAGGGCGGGGCGAGGGCGCUGGUGAACAAAUUGGAGGUAGAGACGAUGCUGGUGCGACGGUUUGGGCGAAAGCGAGUGGUGGUGUUUGAUGGCUCAAUGCCCAUUCUGCAAGCCCGCCUGCUGUUCCGGCGGACCCGCUUCCUCAUGGGGGUGCACGGAGCAGCGCUCACCAACACCAUCUUCAUGCCCGAGGGGGCCGCGCUGCUGGAGAUGCGCCCUAGGGAUUGUCACAUCACCGUCUUCCACCCCCUUUGCUGCCGCCUGUUCCAUCGCAUACCAUCUGUUGCUCGCUCAGGGGAAUUGCUCUUCUCCUGA